AUGUCUGGCGACUUGACCUGGAGGCCGUUGCCUCAGGCCGCAUCGUCUGACAUACCGAUGCUUCUGGUGUCGGUUGAUAUUGGCACCGCCGCGUACACUGUCCGCAUCACUGACAUGGCCAACAUUUGGGUUGAAAGCCUGGAUCGAAAGGCCAUCUUUAUGAGGGGGUGGAGCGAGAACACAAGCAUAGACCCGAGUGACACACCCGAGAAUAUGGCCAAAUUCCUUGGUAGCCUGAGAUCGGCCCUAGAUCCCACGCAACCGGGCCAUGAGCAGACUUCCCUCACCCUGUCACCAGGCGCUUCCGCAGAGGCUGGAGAGAGCAGCCUGACCCUCCUGGUUACUUGCCCACUGCCAGGAUUCCAACCUCUCAAGUGGCCUAUCCAUCUGAAAAAGUCUCCGCCGUCGGCUAUUGCUACGGAUCUAGUCUUGCCUCUGCUCGAAGCUCAAUUCGCGAGAAAGCAAGAAGUGGAAUCGCUGGUGCAGGCAUUGAGUCAGAAAGAUGCAGUCAUCGCCAAGUUGGCUGAUAAAUUAGAGGCUACUGGGACCGGCCUCGAGCACGUCUUUACCUCUCUUUCCGGAAAGAAAAGGGUGUCGAGAGCUACCGCGGAAGACAAGGUAAAAGGGCUGGCGCCGUUUCGCCAAAACAGUUGGAGAUCAACCCUCAAAGACAUUGAUGAUUGCCCAACCAACGUUGGCGAUCUGGCACGAAACGUGUUCAAUGGGGAGGGACUGGACAGACGUUCCCUGAUACAAGUGGAUGCCUCACCAGCUCUGGAUAAGUGGUGGCAUGAUUUCAAGGGCACGUCACAGCUGGUGCACCGGAACAAACAACAAACAACCUCAUCUGCGACAAAAUCACAAUCACCAGCUGCCAAAUCUACAACUGCGGAUGAUGACGAUUUUCAAGUUCAGCCAACUCCUCCACAUCUUCAGUCUAGGAAUAAAAGCUCGCCCAUAGCCAUAAUGGACGAUGCAUCAACGGAGGACGAGGAGGAGCCACCAGUGGGGCCUCCUCCUCCAACAAUGCCGUCUGACACAAAUCCGCAACCCAACACAACAAAGCCUGCGUCACGUAUGGCGAACAUUGGUUCGGGUGAAUCGAAGCCUGAGAUUGCAUUACAGAAGGCCAAACCCACUGGAUCGCGGUCUACAAUGGCACCAAUCCCGAGAGAUGACGAUGAAACUGCGUCUGAAGCUAGUGAUGAUGAAAUGACUUCAAUACAUCCUACAACAUCCUCUAUACCAACGGCCAUACCUGCACCAGUUUCACCUAAGCCCAUCACAAAGGUAGGGGGGCUAGGCCGUAUCGGCGGCACUGCAAAGACACGAGCGGCAGAGACGGCAAAAGCUGUCGAGGUGAAGGAGAACACGGAGGCCCAGCCGACCGCAAAGCCGACCGCCCCGAAGAAGUUGGGAGUUAUUGGAAAGAAAGCUGAUACCGGAGGCUUAAUAGCGCCUACAGCGGAUAAUAGUUCCAAGCGCGGUCGCACGGCAGAGCGUGAAGAGCUUCAAGUUGAAGAUGGACCCAGAGAAACGUCCCAGGAGCGCGCUGAUCGAAGGCGAGAAGAGUUGAAGAAAGACCUCGAGAGAAAAGCAGCAGCGGGUCCGAUGAAGAAGAGGAGGCGGUUCUAA
Molecule: messenger RNA, 1635 nt
Organism: Trichoderma virens Gv29-8
Lineage: Eukaryota; Fungi; Ascomycota; Sordariomycetes; Hypocreales; Hypocreaceae
Exons: 1
Coding region: 1-1635 (544 amino acids)
Biological process (GO): double-strand break repair via nonhomologous end joining
Cellular component (GO): DNA ligase IV complex; nucleus
Molecular function (GO): DNA end binding
Source: RefSeq, a predicted model, not a curated record